AUGUUAUUAUCCUUUUUAUUAACUGUACCUGUUAUAGGUGCAAUUAUAAUAACUAGUAUAAACUCCUACUCUGAAAAAAAAAAAUUAGUUUAUACUAAAAUUAUAGUACUUAUUACUAGUGUAAUAAACUUGAUUAUAUCUUCAAUUAUUUUUAUAAUAUUUAAUAAUAGCACUAAUCAAUUUCAAUACGUACAAGAACAUUAUAACAUUCAAUUAUUUGAUAUUUAUUUAGGUCUAGACGGUAUAACGAUAUACUUUAUGUUAUUAACUACAAUAAUAAUACCUGUAGCGUUAUUAUCAAAUUGAGAUUCUAUAAAAGAAAAUAAAAAAUCUUAUUUAGUUAUAAUGCUAUUGUUAGAGACGUUGUUAUUAGCCGUAUUCAUGACAUUAGAUAUAAUGUUAUUCUAUAUAUUCUUUGAAAGUAUCUUACCUCCUUUAUUUAUAUUAAUUGGAUUAUUUGGGUCUGAUAAUAAAAUAAGUGCUAGUUACUAUUUAUUUUUAUAUACAUUAUGAGGUUCAUUAUUUUUAUUAUUAUCUAUAUUAAGUACAUCAUCUACUAUGGGUAGUACUGAUUUUGAUACUUUAUUUAAAUUAAACUUAGAGUAUAAAACACAAAUAUUCUUAUUUAUAGGGAUAUUUAUAGCGUUUGCUGUAAAAACACCGGUUUAUGGCCUGAAUAAUUGACUACUAAAGGCACACGUAGAGUCACCCCUUGGUGGUAGUAUUGUUUUAGCCGGAAUUGUUCUUAAAUUAAGUCUAUAUGGUAUAUUUAGACUAAUUUUACCUAUACUACCUAAAGUUACAUUAGAUUACACUUUCAUAGUUUAUGUUAUAGGAACCAUAACAGUUCUUUAUGCUAGUUUUAGUACUAUUAGAACUACAGAUAUUAAAGAGUUAAUUGCAUAUUCUUCAGUAGCUCAUGCUUCAGUAUACUUAAUGAGUGCUUUUAGUAACACUAUUCAAGGUAUAGAAGGUUCUAUAAUAUUAGGAUUAGCACACGGAUUUGUAUCAAGUGGUCUUUUUGUUUGCGCAGGUGGAGUUUUAUACGAUAGAACUGGAACUAGAUCUAUAUACUUCUACAGAGGUUUAGCACAAUUAAUGCCUAUGUUGUCAUUAUUGUUCUUUAUCUUAUGUUUAGGUAAUUGUGGAACUCCUUUAACUUUCAAUUUCAUAGGGGAGUUCAUGUCUUUAUCUGGUAUUACUGAAAGAUUACCAUUGAUGGGAUUCUUGGCUUGUACAUCUAUUGUAUUAUCUGCCGCCUAUUCGAUUUAUAUGUUUAAUCGUAUAUCUUUCGGAGGUUCAUUUACUAGAUUCCUAGAACAAUCAAUAUCAGAUGUAAAUAAAAGAGAAUUCUCAAUAUUAUUUGGAUUAGUUCUUUUCACAGUAAUAUUAGGUAUAUACCCUGGUAUGAUCUUAGACGUAUUACAUUAUUCUGGUACUAAUAUGCUUUAUAGUCUAUAA
Hirsutella rhossiliensis is the source of this 1461-nucleotide messenger RNA. The record is from the annotation of a RefSeq genome assembly. NCBI's taxonomy places the organism in Eukaryota, Fungi, Ascomycota, Sordariomycetes, Hypocreales, Ophiocordycipitaceae.